Zea mays is the source of this 1990-nucleotide messenger RNA. Its product is annotated as putative cytochrome P450 superfamily protein. The record is from RefSeq and is marked provisional. Gene Ontology annotation, molecular function: iron ion binding; heme binding; oxidoreductase activity, acting on paired donors, with incorporation or reduction of molecular oxygen. Lineage: Eukaryota; Viridiplantae; Streptophyta; Magnoliopsida; Poales; Poaceae. The transcript has 2 exons. Bases 51 to 1649 code for a protein of 532 amino acids.
CCAAACAAAAAAAAGGAAGCAGGUGCUGCCGAUAUAUCGAUUGAUCGAUCAUGGCGGCGGCCGUGGCCAAUAUCGGCAUGGAGUGGCUCCAAGACCCUCUGAGCUGGGUGUUCCUGGGCACGGUGUGCUUGGUGGUCCUGCAGCAGCUGCGACGUCGGCGGGGCAAAGCGCCGCUUCCGCCUGGGCCGAAGCCGCUGCCGAUCGUAGGCAACAUGGGGAUGAUGGACCAGCUGACGCACCGCGGGCUGGCGGCGCUGGCGGAGACGUACGGCGGGCUGCUGCACCUCCGGCUGGGGCGGCUGCACGCGUUCGCGGUGUCGACGCCCGAGUACGCGCGCGAGGUGCUGCAGGCGCAGGACGGCGCGUUCUCGAACCGGCCUGCGACCGCGGCCAUCGCGUACCUGACGUACGACCGCGCGGACAUGGCGUUCGCGCACUACGGGCCCUUCUGGCGGCAGAUGCGCAAGCUGUGCGUGAUGAAGCUGUUCAGCCGGCGGCGCGCCGAGACGUGGGCGGCCGUGCGCGACGAGUGCGCGGCGCUGGUCCGGGCCGUGGCCGUGGGCGGCGGGAGCGGGGGCGAGGCCGUGAACCUGGGCGAGCUCAUCUUCAGCCUGACGAAGAACGUGACGUUCCGCGCGGCGUUCGGCACCCGCGACGGCGAGGGCCAGGAGGAGUUCAUCGCCAUCCUGCAGGAGUUCUCCAAGCUGUUCGGCGCCUUCAACGUGGGCGACUUCCUACCGUGGCUGGGCUGGAUGGACCUGCAGGGCAUCAACCGGCGCCUGCGCGCCGCCCGCUCCGCGCUGGACCGGUUCAUCGACAAGAUCAUCGACGAGCACGUGAGGCGCGGGAAGAGCCCCGACGACGCCGACGCCGACAUGGUCGACGACAUGCUCGCGUUCUUCGUCGAGGCCACGCCCGGCAAGGCGACGGGCGCCGCCGCCGCUGCUGACGGCGGCGACGACCUGCACAACACCCUCCGGCUCACGCGCGACAACAUCAAGGCCAUCAUCAUGGACGUGAUGUUCGGCGGGACGGAGACGGUGGCGUCGGCGAUCGAGUGGGCCAUGGCGGAGAUGAUGCACAGCCCCGACGACCUGCGCCGGGUGCAGCAGGAGCUCGCCGACGUCGUGGGCCUCGACCGCAACGUGAGCGAGUCGGACCUGGACAGGCUCCCCUUCCUCAGGUGCGUCAUCAAGGAGACGCUCCGGCUGCACCCGCCCAUCCCGCUGCUCCUCCACGAGACCGCCGACGACUGCGUCGUGGCCGGGUACUCCGUGCCCAGGGGCUCCCGCGUCAUGGUCAACGUCUGGGCCAUCGGCCGCCACCGCGCCUCGUGGAAGGACGCCGACGCGUUCCGCCCGUCGCGGUUCGCGGCGCCCGAGGGGGAGGCCGCGGGGCUCGACUUCAAGGGCGGGUGCUUCGAGUUCCUGCCGUUCGGGUCGGGCCGCCGGUCCUGCCCCGGGAUGGCGCUCGGCCUGUACGCGCUGGAGCUCGCCGUCGCCCAGCUCGCGCACGCCUUCAACUGGUCGCUGCCCGACGGAAUGAAGCCCUCGGAGAUGGACAUGGGCGACAUCUUCGGCCUUACCGCGCCGCGCGCCACGCGGCUCUACGCCGUGCCUACGCCCCGGCUCAACUGCCCCUUGUACUGACGCCCUGCACGUGGCGCGCGGGGACUGCCAUUACGCAUGCAUGCGUUUGGACUUUGGUGUUCAUCCCUGGGGUGGGGCCGCCGUGGGGGAAGUUAGGAGUUUGGUGGCUUUCUAGCUCUGUCUUCUUGUAUUCUGUUUAUUAUAAAUUUUCCCAACCCUUCCAUGCCUGAUCGAUGUGCGGUAAUAAUUGUUAGAAAAUGUGACAUUUUGUAUGUAAUCAAUCUAUGGGGUGCAAUUGUUAUCUCGUCAAAGGACACACCACUCGACUUGCACCCCUUCAUGUAUAUAUAUACAUACACGAACAUCCCCUGCAAUAAAGAAAUCGCUGUCACUUUCUUUCG